Molecule: messenger RNA, 687 nt
Organism: Oppiella nova
Lineage: Eukaryota; Metazoa; Arthropoda; Arachnida; Sarcoptiformes; Oppiidae
Source: the annotation of a GenBank genome assembly
AUUGACUCACUGCAAGCCGCUUGGGCUGGGGUACAGGUGCUCGCGGGCGACAUAGAGGAGGCCAUCUGUGGUCACGCCUUAUAUUACAACAUAUGGCGUAAGUAUGGAGUACUUCCCGAGCGAUUCAAUUGGCAGCGGAUUAGCGCCGACGUGUCGUUCUACCCGUUGAGGCCCGAGUUGGCGGAGUCGACGUAUUUGCUAUACCAGGCCACUCGCAACCCUUUCUACCUCCAUGUGGGCCGCGAUAUACUGUUUAGUCUUAAUAACUAUACACGUACUGACUGCGGCUUUGGAACUGUUCACGACGUCUCCGAUAAGACAUUAGAGGAUCGUAUGGAGAGCUUCUUCCUCAGCGAGACCUGUAAAUACUUAUAUCUGCUCUUCGACAGCGAUAAUCCCGUGAACACAGACUCCGAGCGCUAUAUCUUCUCGACCGAAGGCCACGUGUUUUCUGUGGACAAGAAGUUCCGAACAAAUCAGUGGUCGGACACCGAAUUCAAUGAGUUCUUCGACAACAUCGACGCCGAAACUGAAGUGACGAGCGAUAAGACAGUGGAAUCGGUGAUCAUAUCUCCACUCAAGGCGUUGGGAAACGCAUCCCAUUCCCAUUGCGAUCGCAUCGACUCCGAGAGACACUAUUCACUGCCAUUGAAAAACGAGUAUUUCCUUCAAGUAAGUCAAGCGCUG